Molecule: messenger RNA, 8226 nt
Organism: Monomorium pharaonis (pharaoh ant)
Lineage: Eukaryota; Metazoa; Arthropoda; Insecta; Hymenoptera; Formicidae
Product: late secretory pathway protein AVL9 homolog
Exons: 9
Coding region: 1540-3573 (677 amino acids)
Cellular component (GO): cytoplasm
Source: RefSeq, a predicted model, not a curated record
AAUACACGUUUUAAUUGUUGAAAUUCUUGUACCAUACGUUGCUUACAUUUUUUUCAACUGCUGUUCCGAACAGAUAUAAUUCCGAAUUAAUUGAUAGUCAUGCUCAUAAAUGUUUAAAAAUGUAGAUAGUAUUCUUCAAGUGUGAAGAAAUUAAUUAGUAGAUUAUAUAACAAAGUUGAUUAAGCACAAUCGUUAGUCGGUGCAUAAUCUAAAUUAAAAAUUAAUUUUAUAUUAUAAAUAUACUAAGAAUUAUAUUUCUCUAAGAAACAAUAUGAUUGUUAAUUAUUUGUUGAAGUUAAUCUGUGUUUAAACUAAGUAUCAGUUUUAUUAACAGUAUAUAAUACGGAGUGUAGCAGACCAUCUGUACUAUGUAUUUUAUUUUUCUCGGCAAUGGAAGUUGCCGAGUCAGGUUAAAGAUUUUCGUUGUCAAAGUCAAUCUGAAUCAUCUGUAUCAAUAAUGGCAUUUUAGUUCUUCAGAAAUAGAGCAUUGUUGGGUCAAGUUUGAAAUUUUAAACACGAACAUAGGUUGAGUAAGGGUACAUUCCGUUCAAGCAUAAUGAUGUCAUUCAUCCUUGUUUAACGUUUAACAAACAACAAGGAUGACCGAUGAACCAUGCGCAUCAUGCGUGAAACGAAACUCGCUCUAAAGUAUUGUUGACUAAAGUUUUAAGAAGACAAAUAACUUUUGCUUAAAUCUCUUUUCAAAUCACUUACGGUUUUCGAGAAAAAUAAGGAAAUGUUAGAUUAUGAGUAAAAUACCGAGUAGGAACGCAACAUAAAUGCAUGUAUACAAAAUUUUUGAUAUUUAUUAAGCACAUGUUUGCCUUUCUUCUUAAAACGCGCUUUUGUUGAUUAAUUGUGUAUCGUCAAACAUUCUUAUGGAUAAUGAUCUGAUCCUAUCCCAGUAAAAAAUUUUCCUAGAACUUUUAUAUGAAUUGAAACUUUUCAGAAAUUUUGUUAGAGAAUUUUUUACAUUGUUUCUCAGAAUUUUUUUACGCGAAAUUUCGAGAAAAUUUUCAAGGAUAAAAAUCUGUCGGACACAGAUGAAUAUAAACAUGGAUCUCGAAAGUCAAGAAUUAUUACCUAAUUUUUUAUCUAUUUUAUUUUAAGAAAAUUUUUGUUAUUUCGCAAUUGUACGUUUAUAAUUGGUUUUAAUAAUAAUAUAAGGCAAUUCUUUCUCAAGUAAUGUUUUAUUCAUAUAAAUUACAAAUGUAAUUCGACUUAUGAUCAAUUCAAUUUACGAAAUCUUGACGGAAACUCCCUUUUGGAGGGCUACCCGUACUCCAGAAACGAAUUUACAUUGUUGAGUGAUUGCCGCUCAAGCGUGAUAAUGCCGCGCGCGUAUGUAUGCGCACGUACACAUGCUCAAACACAUGUGUACGUAUGUAAUGGCGCAUGUCAGAUCGCGUUUGCCGCUAUCAGCUCGUCUGCCCGUAGGACAGAUAUCUCUCGCGCGGUUUUGAGAUGAGCUGUCCGCGGAAAUAGGCGUUCGGGUGCCAGAAGUGCCGCCGUCGCUGUCGCGCCACCGGUGUCGUAAGGAUGGCGGAAUCGAGUGGGCCGAUCCUUCACGUCAUCGUCGUUGGGUUUCAUCACAAGAAAGGCUGUCAGGUAGAAUACUCGUUUCCGCCUCUGGUGCCUGGCGCGCCCAACGAGUGCCCGUUGGGAUGGAAGUAUCUGCCCACCCUCGCUCUGCCCGACGGCUCACACAACUACGACGAGGACACCGUCUAUUUCCACCUGCCUAGUCUGAACGAUCCGAAACGCACGAUAUAUGGCAUCUCGUGCUUCCGUCAGAUUCCCGUGGAGAAACUGAAGAAUCGCACGUCCGAUAUAACGAGAGGCACCGUUCAAAAGUCAGUCUGCGUGCUAAGUACGCUGCCUCUGUAUGGGCACAUUCAAGUGAAAAUGGCCCUGAUAACGCAUGCAUACUUUGAGGAGGGGGAUUUCAGCAAAGUGUCCUUACUAGAGGAUACUUAUCAUCAUCUUAAUUCGUGUAUGAGCGCCGAGAGUCAGAUACCGCCGCAAAUCUUUGUUGGUUUAUCUGCGAGAGACUUUAUUUUGCAAUUCCGUCACAAAGUAUUACUGUUAUUCAAAUUACUUCUGCUUGAGAAGAGAGUAGUUUUUUAUCAAUCACCAGUGCAGCCACUGUGUGCCACAAUAUUGACCCUACUGUCGCUGUUUCCAGACAUGAUUGAACAUGGUCUCCAGCAAGCGGCUUGUGUGAGACCAUCCAGGCCGAUGUCUCCUAUUCCAACUUUCGACGAGGAGGAUAUCCCGACGAAUAACGUCGACGAUUCCAAUCUGUCGUCAGUCUGUACCGUGAAAGACGUGUCGAACGCGACGAGUGACGAGCAGUGCAACGACAACAGAAACUCGGUAUGCAUCAAUGACAACAAGACCAUGGAGUCGAUGGAAGGCAAAUGCCUGGACGGAUUACAGCACAUGACUUUGCAGAAGAAUAACAAUGACAAUGAAACUCUGAACAUGAAGGUUAUCGAGAUAGAAUCGGCGCAUGAGUGCACCGAGUCCUAUCUGGAGGAGAGCAAUUCCAAGUACUCGCCGAAGCCGAACGACAACGUGCACAGGGUACACAGUGUAAACGCUAUCACGUUAAGCACAGGCGACGCGGAUAACGGUUUACCACGUGAUACGAGUAGCGACGCGCUUUCCGACGCGAGAUUAAUGAAUAGCAUUACGCAAAUCGCGCAUAUCAAUCCAGAAUUGUGCGGCUUACCUUUGGACCUGUUUACGAAGGGAUAUCUUUGUCUACCUUACCUGUCUUUACCCUACUUGGAUCUCUUGGGGGACAUUAAUGUCAGAGGAUAUAUAGUAGGCGCUACGAACGUGUUGUUUAAACAAAAGAAACAGCUCAUUGAUGUGCUAAUUGAGGUCGAAAAUACGCGGAUUGAGGCGACUGAUCCCGAACUGAGACGGCAGCUGCAUCUCACCACCGAGGACUUGAGGUUCGCUGAUUAUGUCGUGAGGCAUGUGGCCGAGCCUCGGAAGGACAUUUUUUUGGAUGGUGUUGGAUGGGAGGGCGGCGACGAGUGGAUUAGAACGCAGUUUCGGGUAUACCUGUUGAGCAUGCUGCGCACCUCUAUGCAGCAGGAUACUCGUCAGUCGGACCACUACAAUGCGGCAUUCAUGUCCGCAUGGCGCACUACGAAUAAUUACAAAAUGUGGUGUAGCACGAGUAAACCGGAGAUACUCAACAUCGAACCCGGCCAUCCCUUUGCUGGUCAGCUGUCAGUGCAAGAUAUGAAAUUACGCUUGUCGCACACAAUGCAAAAUACAGAAGGCGGCAGAAAGUUGAAUCAAGCGAUGGCGACGACUGGACGCGCAGUGGCCACCACUGGGAAAGCCGUGGGGGGAGCGUUGUCGCAAGCGAAAGGGGCAUUCUCAAACUGGUGGAGCACGCUGACGACAGUUCAGCCGGUUGAUGAGGCAAAGAUUGACAAUCAAACGACAAACAACCAUCACACGUCCAGCGUCACGGAUAAAGAAUCCGUCGAAGACGAGGAAAUGAAUAUCUCCACCGCCAAUAAUGCGGAUCUCACUGUAGACCUUGACUAAUACGAAAAUAUAGAAGCCAGAGACAAACAGAAAGAACACUCACGACAAUGAAAGUUAAAAACACGGACAAGGAGCAUAAUAGAAAAACAUAUAAAACUCCGAAACGAAGAGUUUCUUGCGAAAUUUGUGUGGCACGUGCUUGUCGAACGGCCGAACUUUUUUAAAACACUUCAGUUUUAGCGUGAGAAGGUACGAAGAAAUUAAAACCACGUACGUACAACAGACUACAAUUAAUGUGAUACACAGCUUCGCGAAGAGAUUUUUUUUUAGGCCGCCGGGCAAACGCUGCAGGAAUCAAGUCGAUAUAUCGCUAAUUUAAGUACAAGUUUUUGUAGCUUUCAUCACGCGAAUAUUCUGUAUAUAUAAUUUCUAUAUAGUUUAUAUAUUUGUAAAAUAUGUGAUAUAAUUUUGUUAUAUACAAAAAGACGUAAUUAUCGCCAGUAAUCUCCAACUUCAGUGUUGAAUUCAAUCAAGCGACGCUCUGUAAAAAUGUCAAUUUUGAACUCUAAAUAAUAGAGCGUUUUUUUUUUCAGUCGUAAAUUUAACUGCUCUCAAAGGCUAUAUACAUAUGUACUACGUAUGGUAAUAUUGUUUUAUACAUAGAGAUAUUUUCUGGCUUAAGAAGUACCUGUAUCCUUUGUACAUAAAAAUGUAGCGUAUUUACGUCACGUAUUAUUGUUAUAAUUUCUCGGCGCGAGCUUCAUAUAUUAUUUAAUACGAAAUCUCAAUUUACCGCUCGGAUGGAGGAAGAGGUAUCCUCUCCUUUGGACGCGCAAAGGAAACGCAAGAGGAGAGUGGCAUGUUUGACACUUAUGCCACGUCGCACGUUAUCGAUCGUGGCAAAUUUCCGUCUGCGGGGUUUCAACUAUUUUGUAUUUGUCGCGAAUAGAUGGAUUUGCAUGUAGAGGAUGAUGCGCGGAAAGUUCGAAACUGGGACAGCCGAUAUCCGACGUAACAAGACGUAAACAUUGUACAUUGUUCCAUAAUUCAUUUCACUAAGGCUAAUCCUGUUAUUGACAAUAUUGCUACCUCCAUUUAUUGUCGAGAUUACACCGUACGUAUUAGUUUCCGUAUACAACACGACGAUCCCUUGCAAUUCAAUGGAUCGGCAAAUCACGAGAGAUUUAAAUCACGAUAGAUAGUUGUUAAGCUGACUGUAUCCUUAUAGCCUUCGGAAUAAACUGUUAACUUUAUUGUCAAGAUCGUGGACGAUCAUUCGUGGAACGAAGAGCUGCCGUUAAAUCGUAGCAAGAAUUCCGAUUCAAUUAAGCUUAGAGCACACGUGUAGAUCAUUUAUAUAUAGCGCUACUAGCGUAGUCAUUAUGGUAACAUACGUAUAUUUCAUUAAAGUAAGAAGGUUCUUCUCUGUCACAAUAUUUGUAGAAUUACACGGAAAAAAAAACGUUUCGUUAGUAGUAUCCUUAAUUUACGAUUCGAUCCUCUUUUGUAGAGCUUAAUCGUACUUAAUACUCUCUAUUUUUACACCACCUUUAUGUUUAAAUAAGUGAAUCUCAAACGGCCACAUUUGGCGCUAAAUAACGAUUUUCGUUACAGACAUAGAAUCGAUCCGCAAAAUUUUAUCGUAAGUCUUAUCUUAAGCCGUUACUUAAUUGAAGGCGAUAUACACGUAGAAAUUAUGCGAAAGCUGUUUAUUUUGAAAGCGAUUGAGAAUAUCUAAUCUCAGUGGCAAAUUUUAUCUCGUUUAAAUUUGUGCUCUCGCACGCGUACUCACACACACAAAACUACCACCGUUUUCAGAAUAAAUUGUUCACUCUUGCCAGUCUAGUUUAUUAAGUAUUAUUGUAAGUACGUCUUUGUGAUAUUUAGUUUAUCUUGUUAUCUUUGAAUUAAAUUCCCUGGAGAUCCAGUUUUAGGGUAUGUCUUUAUUUAUAUAAAUAAGGUGUGCCAAAUGUGGAACGUGUACAUUUUUAGAAAAAGUAUAUUGAUGUAUCGGGCGAAGUGUAUUUCACAGUUGAACGGCGCGACGCAGAUGCAGACGAAACGACCAAGCUCUGCUAACAAACGAAAUCGGCGCUGGACGUUUAAUAAUAUUAUUAAACGUUUAUUAAACGUUCAAUAAAAUUAUCGUUAAUAAACAGGCUUUUUUUUAAUUCCUUGUUGAAAAAAAAUUACGUGGAUAAUGAAUUUUGCUCGCGCUACUUUUAAAAUUAUUAAAAAAUUUAAAAAAAUAGGAAAAAAUAGAUGCUUUGUAGAUAUUUUUAUUUAAUGUCACUUAUACAUAACACAUGUACAUACAUUUUAUUUAUUACAAAGUCUAUUUUUCAGCGGCGUCUUUAAAAAAGACUACAAGCUCUUACUUUGUAGCCGUUAAGAUUUUCUGCGAUCGAAUUACGAACGCGUUCAAAGUAUCAGAAACACGAAUUGUAUUUGAUUUAUCCGCUGAUCGAUAGAUAUAUAUGAAAAUAGUUAUAAAAAAAAACAACGAUUUGGUGGUCCUUUUGCACAGCUUUAAAAUUACAUUAAUGUGAGGGGAAGUUAUUUCAGACUCUCCCCUCUCCCUCCCUCCCCUCCUCACGUUGAAUAUAAUUAAAUGUUUUCUAUAUUUAUAAAACGAAAGUUUGUACAGUUAACGAAAAUGUAAGGAGACGGAGCGUGACGAUCUGAGAAAUGACUUAUUGUAAUGUAUUGUAUCCUAAUGAUUGUAGCAUUCACCACAAAAUAUUAAGAAGAAAUGAUAUAUCUAAUUCUGAAUGUGUAAUUCCUUCUUGCGCGAAGAAUGAACGUUAAUCGCGUAUUUAUCAAAUCCGUUUCGUUGAUUAUAGCAUAGUUUUGUUUUAAAUUGCUGUGUAAUUUAUGUGUAAUUCAAAACGCUUAUUUUUUUUUUAAAUCAUUCUUGUUUUAUGUUCAAAUGGACGAUGGGAAGCGUGCCAACGUCUUUAUGAACACGGGGGAGGGGGGGGAUCUAUACGUUCACGUUACGCGUUUGAUUUUCUUAAAUUUAAUAAAUUUAAUUAUCCGUCCGUGUGCGCGGUGUGAACGCACCCUUAAAAUCAUGCCGCGCGUCACGGAGAGGAGCGGAGGAGCGAGCGGGCGGCUAGUGUAGUAGUGUAGGGAAACGAAAGCGAGAACCGGGGAUGAUCUCGCCGCGAGCCGUGACUGGUCGGCCGAUGCGCCGCGCCGAAUAAACAUCGUAGCUCACCGAUAAUAGCCGAAGCGCCGUAAGGUGCCGCUCGGCUUGCGGGAGCGAGACAGAGGCAGAACCCGCAGAACUGAGGCAGAACGAACCGUGUGCUGCGAACGCCAUGGUGUGUGACUGGCAACGUCACAGCCGUCGUCGUCGUCGUUGCCGUCGCCGCCGCCGUCGUCGCCGCUGUUAAAUACACGCGUCGCCGUCGUCGACGCGAGUGCAGGCCGAGAACGACGUCGAGGCGGGACGGGCCGCCGCUUCUUCCCCCCCGAGGCGUCGCGCGCGUGUGUACGGUCGUCGUCGGUCGCGAAUUCGACGCGCGAGAUCGCGGAGACAAACUCGGCGCGAGCGAGCGGCAGAGUGAGUAAAUAAAAAAAAAAAGUGAGAAGGAGAGAGAUAGGAGGAAAACAUAUACGUAAAGGAGCGCGAGUCGCCCUUUUUAAAGUGUCCCGUGUGCGGAACCGCUCCGCCGCCGUCGCCGCUGCGUUCCGUUCCGCUUCGCGCCGCGGUGCGGUGCGGUGCGGUGCAGUGUGUUGUGUUGUGUUGUGUGUGUGUGUUUGUGUGCGCAUACAUACACGUACGAGGCCGCGUGCGCGCGCGCGCGUGUCUCCUCCGUUUCUCCGUAGGUGUGUGUGCGUGUGUGUUUGCGCUUCUGUGUAUCGAGAAGAGAGUGCGUUACGGUUCCUACUUGCGAGAGGUGAGCUUUUUAGUACGAGCACCGUCGUCGGGCGAGCGAGCGAGCGAGAGUGCGGCGCUCGCGCGUUUACCGGCGCCGAUCUAGGAUUUCGCCCGUGUCAUCGUUCCCUGUCGUUGUCGUCGUCGUCGUCGUUGUCGUCGUUGUCGCCGUCGUGGUCCGUGGUCCGUGAUCCGUGUUUCGUGGUAUCGUCGCGCAACGUCGUGUGCAUCGGGUCCCCCCGUCGGUGCCUCUCAGUGUCGACUCAGUUAACGACCCGGUGCAUCGUAAUCGCGGCGUGCCUCCCCGGGUGGCUCGCGCGCGGUGGCCCCCGUCUCGCGAAAGAGUGCGCCAUGCGAGAGAGGGAUAAAUCGGUGACUGGCAGGCGGCGGCCAUCUUCCAGAUGAGUUUUUCCUCCUUUCUUCCGAUAAACGAGGCGCGCGCUAUGCCGUGAGGAAGAAGGACGGAAGGCGAAGGCGCGCGCGCGAGAGAGAGAGAGAGAGAAGAGAAGAGAAGAGAGAAUCGUAAGAGAGAAAGAAAAGAGAGAGAGAGAACGGGAGCACGCGAGACGAAGAAGAGGAAGGAAACAAUUUGUCCGCGUCUAUCCGUCUAUCAUAUGCCGUGACGGGAGAUGCGGUGAACGGCGGUGCGCGCGUGCUGCUCGACCACGAAAUUUCACGCAAACGCGUGUCGCUUUGACCAGCGGCAGCCUUUACUCGUUUCGCGAGCGCGAGAAGGAGAAAAAAGGAGAGAGAGAGAGACCGGAGAACGUAUUAGGAAGUGCGCUGCUCGCCGCUGCCGUCGCCGCGCGUGUAGGAGAGAGAAGGAAGGA